AUGAAUAAAAAGAGAAAAUUUUCCAGUUAUACUGACCUAAGAAACACAGUUUUCUUUGAAGUCACCAUUGGGAUCAUAGCCAACACUGCCCUGCUUCUGUUCCACAUCCUCGCAUUUCUUCUCAAGCACAGGCCCAAGCCCCUGGACCUGGGUAUCAGCCAGUUGGCCUUAAUCCACCUGGUGUUGCUGGUAACGGUGGGCUUCAUAGCUGCAGACACUUUUGGUUUCCAGGGUUGGGGAAGUGAUCUCAUGUGCAAAUCGGUUAUUUAUGUAAACAGGUUGAUGAGGGCCCUCUCCAUCUGUACCACCUGCCUGCUGAGUGUCCUCCAGGCCAUCACCCUCAGCCCCAGGAACUCUUGUUUGGCAAAGUUCAAACAUAAAUCCUCACAUCACUACCCAUGUUGCCUUGUCUUUUUAUGGGUCUUCAAUAUGCUCCUGAACGGUCGCUUCUUAGUCUCCAUUGGUGCCACCCCCAAUGUGACCUCACACAGUCUCGUGUUCGUCACUGAGUCCUGCUCUCAGUGGCCCAUUAGUUACUUGUUCAGGUACAUAUUUUUCUCAUUGGCGAACAUUCAGGAUAUCUCCUUUAUAGGGCUGAUGGCUCUCUCAAGUGGAUACAUGGUGACUCUGUUGUGCAGGCAUAAGAGGCAGUUCCAGCAUCUUCACAGCACCAGCCUUUCUCCAAAAGCAUCUCCAGAAGAAAGGGCCACCCAGACCAUUCUGGUGCUCAUGGGUUUGUUUAUGUUUAUGUACUUUUUGGACUGUGUUACUUUCUCCUUCCUUGGAAUAUUGUGGAACAGUGAACCAAUUAGCUAUUGUGUCCGGAUGCUUGUGGGCAAUGGCUAUGCCACAGUCUGUCCUUUAGUGCUAAUGAGCACUGAGAAACGAAUCAUCAAGUGGUUAACAUUCAAGUGGAAAAAGACAGUAAAUCUUCAGUGA
This is a messenger RNA of Heterocephalus glaber (naked mole-rat), 939 nucleotides long. RefSeq names its product vomeronasal type-1 receptor 90-like. The record is from RefSeq and is a predicted model, not a curated record. Gene Ontology annotation, cellular component: membrane. Lineage: Eukaryota; Metazoa; Chordata; Mammalia; Rodentia; Bathyergidae. Gene Ontology annotation, molecular function: pheromone receptor activity. Gene Ontology annotation, biological process: G protein-coupled receptor signaling pathway.